Dioscorea cayenensis subsp. rotundata (Guinea yam) is the source of this 862-nucleotide messenger RNA. RefSeq lists its product as uncharacterized. Lineage: Eukaryota; Viridiplantae; Streptophyta; Magnoliopsida; Dioscoreales; Dioscoreaceae. The record is from RefSeq and is a predicted model, not a curated record.
UCUCGAUCCACUGAUCGAUAAGCCCCCCAACCGUGUUUCGCUCCAUCUCACGGAGCUCUCCCAGUUCCACUCGCGCGCGCCGGCCCCAAAGCUCCUUGAGCCCUCUCGAUUGAUUGCUUUGAUUUUGAUGGAGGACUCAUACACAGUCCAAAUUAGUUCCAACUUAGUGAACCGGCUUGUAAAUAAUGAGAACAAACCGAGAAAGAAAACCAAGAAACUGAAGCCAAAGCUUCCUAAUGAGCCUCAACAAGUGCAGAAAACAACAAAGCCAACUCCUGGUUCGCCAAACAGCAAUCUUGGUGGAGGAUGGCCGCACCAACCACCAAUGUUCCUGCCAGUAGCCCCUUCUCAGCAUGCAACAGCAAAUGCUGAAUUAGAAGCAAUACGCUCUGUCCUCCAAGAGAGUGAAAGGGUCCUCGAGAAGUUGGAGAAGCAGGAGGCCAACAUGACUCGGGAACUGACUCAGAGAGCAAAAGAACUCCAUGAUAAAGAGUUCAAGCUACCUACCAGAAAGCCCAUGCCCUGUGAAGCCGAGAAAGAGGCUUGUCUCAAGUGCUACAAGAACUACGCCAAAGAUCCCCUCAAAUGUGCUCAAGUAGUUAAAUCAUUUGCCGACUGUGCUCGUCGGGCAAGGCAGCAGGAUUGCUGAACACCAUAGUAUGUUUUCAACCAUUUUCAUUACAAUGAGAACCCCAAUACAUUGAACUGUCAUAUUGAUGAACAGAUUGAACACAGGUUGCCAUUUUUGAGCAAACAAAUCACAAAUUUCUCUCUAUUCUGCAUCCUUUUCUUGCUGUAGAAAUAAAAACUCAGUGCUGUUUGUUUGCUGAAAAGCCAAGAAGAGUUAGUUCUUUUGUUCAGA